CGGCGCUGAGCCGCUGCCCUUUCCCGGCGCGGCCGCCCGAGGCCGGCGAAGCCAUGGGCGCCGCGACCCCGCCGCCGCCGCCGCCGCCCGGCCCCAGGAAGAGAAGUUAAAACUUCGAGAGAGACCUAAUGGACAAUCUCCACAACAGGAUACAAUUGUAGGACAUGUGAGAUGAGCAUGACCCAACCAAGUCUUCACACUGAAAGAUUUACAGUAUGAGGAACUGAAACAAGAUGGCGGAACGUUGCCUUUGUGUGAGAUUAGCUAGAAACACACACAUCAGAUGACUCAAAUUUUUUGCCACUCGGCCCACUGCCACUGUGGCUGCAGAAGCACACCCGGGACCCAGGAGUUGCCUCAGUGAGGGAAGGAAUGCCACCGCCGGGGAGGGAACCCCGGGCCUUGCGAGAAGGCAGGGCCUCUGCCCAGGAGGAGAGGCCCGGAGCAUGGCCCUCAGACGGUAACAAAAAAUAAUCCAGAUGGGGUGCAGAUGCUGUAAAAUGAUACAAAGCUAUCUCUUUGAUCCGGUGCAAGUGGCCUCCCCCGGCUACGUCAACGAGGUGAACAGCUGCAAGGUGGACGAAGGGCGCUCUGGCCAGGCGCAAGGCAAGCAGAGCGGCGAGGCGCUGGUGCACAAGGAGGAGCUGCGGCGCGAGGCCCCGCGGGGGGCGGGCAGCGCCCUCAACGGCGUGGGCCCCGCCUCGGCCCCGCAGCGGGGCCCCCGGAAACAGGGCGGCGACGCGGACCCCAGGCCCGGGGAGGGGCCUGCGGCGGAGGGGCCUGCGGCGGAGGAGCCCGCGCCCGCGCCGCGGCUGCCGCCCCCGGACUACCCGGCCCCGCAGGGCUGCGCGGUGCGCCCCGGGGGCGCGGGGCGGGGGCACCCACCGGCCGGGGGGCGCGGCCUCCGCACGCCCGAGCCCCCCCGGACCAGCUGGGACGCGUCAAACGAGCCCGUGGCCACGGACGUCCUCAGGCUCUACCUGCAGGAUGCGGGUGCCGCUGCGGGUGCCGCCGCGGGUGCUGAUGCGGGUGCCGCUGCGGGUGCUGAUGCGGGUGCCGCCGCGGGUGCCGCCCCGGGUGCCGCUGCGGGUGCCGCCGCGGGUGCCGCCCCGGGUGCCGCUGCGGCCGCGGGGUCCAGAGGCGGCUGGGAGGACGCGCCCGAGGACGCGGCGGUGGCCGAGGCGCUGGCGGCCCUCGAGGCGGCCACGGCGGGAGAGGACGUGGACGAGGCCGACUAGGGCCCCCGCCACCCCGGGGGGCUCCUCGCGCGCCCGUGGCACGGGCCCAGGGCGCAGGCAGCGGCUGCCCAGCCGGCCCGCUCCCCGCACACCUGCCCCAGAGGCUCAAAUGCCCUGAAAUCCCAGCGCCCAACCCCAGGGGUGCAGAACCACGGAGCGCCCUGGGUGCGCAUCCCUCGUCUUGCUUUUCGGGGCCCGCCGGUGGUGUACCCGGGCCCCCGCUGGAAGUGCCUAGUGCGCGUCCCGGGGCGUGGCUCACCUGCAGGCACAGUCGCGCAGGGAACCGACAACUAACCACUCGGCCGGCGUCGAGUUAAGCUCAGCAGCUCUCAGGAUGGGGCAGGAGCCCGCGGUAGACAAAUGGUCAGUCGUUAGCCGCGACGCUAAGACACCUCGACCUUGACUUUUUUUACGCCAUCAUCACUGUGUAAUCCCCUUUGGGACUGGGGAGCCGGUCAAAAUGAUCCUUACAACGGCCGGCAUUGUAUCGGAGUCUUAUGCUCAUGAGGUUGGGAAGAGCCAAGAGAUGGAUGUUUUAUGCCACUUACUGUCUGAUUCUCAUUAAAGCAUGACAACACA
Messenger RNA from Nyctereutes procyonoides (raccoon dog), 1817 nucleotides. It is a transcript of the gene PGCKA1, whose product is annotated as chromosome unknown C4orf19 homolog. Lineage: Eukaryota; Metazoa; Chordata; Mammalia; Carnivora; Canidae. The record is from RefSeq and is a predicted model, not a curated record. The transcript has 6 exons. The coding region runs from base 480 to 1238 and encodes 252 amino acids.